AUGGAUAUGGGCAUUGACAUCACGCGCCGCAACAAGAAGCCGCGACCCUUGUCUGAGUCAGAGAAGGACAAGCUGGAUGAGUUUGUCGAGAGCAUCCACUAUUCCGCACGGUACUCGGACAGCGAAUAUGAAUACCGUCACGUCCAGCUGCCCAAGCAAAUGCUCAAGGUCAUACCGAAGGAGUACUUUGACGGCUCCAGGGGAACGCUGAAGCUGCUAUGGGAGGAGGAAUGGAGAGCUCUGGGAAUCACUCAGAGUCUGGGGUGGGAGCACUACGAGGUCCAUGAGCCAGAGCCUCACAUACUUCUCUUCAAGCGACCGAUCAACUACCAGCCUCCGAUGCAUUGA
This is a messenger RNA of Lasiodiplodia theobromae, 348 nucleotides long. RefSeq names its product Cyclin-dependent kinase regulatory subunit protein. Gene Ontology annotation, molecular function: protein kinase binding; ubiquitin binding; cyclin-dependent protein serine/threonine kinase activator activity. Lineage: Eukaryota; Fungi; Ascomycota; Dothideomycetes; Botryosphaeriales; Botryosphaeriaceae. Bases 1 to 348 code for a protein of 115 amino acids. The transcript has 4 exons. Gene Ontology annotation, biological process: regulation of mitotic cell cycle. Gene Ontology annotation, cellular component: SCF ubiquitin ligase complex; cyclin-dependent protein kinase holoenzyme complex. The record is from RefSeq and is a predicted model, not a curated record.